Ctenocephalides felis (cat flea) is the source of this 4712-nucleotide messenger RNA. RefSeq names its product zinc finger protein 729-like. Lineage: Eukaryota; Metazoa; Arthropoda; Insecta; Siphonaptera; Pulicidae. Bases 1 to 4641 code for a protein of 1546 amino acids. The transcript has 11 exons. The record is from RefSeq and is a predicted model, not a curated record. Gene Ontology annotation, cellular component: nucleus.
AUGACUUCUUCCGAAAUCACCCUUUCCCCGUCCGUCACAAUGCCCUCACAAAAGCCCUUAAACUUUUCCAUCGCCCGAAUUAUGCAACCCGAUCCUGUCCCCAAAGAAAAGCAAAGAAAAACUUUAAAUUUUCAACCACAAAUCAUGGAAAACGAACAAGAUGAUGAAAUGAGGAUAGAUGUCGACGAUUCUGAAGAAAAUAGUGCAAAAAGUAAUGAAAUCGAAGAACAAAUGGUGACUGAAGGUGGUCAGAUGACUGAAAAUGCGGAUGAUGUGCUGCAGAGGAUAGAUUCAGCUUUUAAAAAGUAUGUUCCACUUCAGCACCAUCAUCGAACUCUACUGGCCCAGCAUGCAACCUCAAUCCUGGCCCAUUAUUACAACCCGAUACCAAGUCUGAUGUGCGCCAUCCAGCAAUACACCACAAGUACCACAAACCAGCAACAGCAAUUCCCAACGACACCACAAUUUGGCCUAAACCAUCAACAACAGCAGCAACAAUUGCUAAUGAGCAACAAGUCUACUAUCCAACCAGAAACCUACCACAAAGGUCUGAUGGUAAAGAAUUUACCGCAGGAAAAUUUAGGUUUGUCAUUGGAUGGGACAAAGUUACCGAGUAAGGAGAAAGGUUUUUCCCCGAAGAAGGGUUUGAUGGUUGGUCAUGAAGAUUUGAUGACGCAGAGGGGUGCAGGAGUUUUCCAGGCAGGUGGUUUUGGAAAUGGUGCUUCUGCGGAAAGUCCGAGGAAGAGCAGUUCAGGAGACAAGAAGUCUGGGAGUCCUAGUCAGAAAAGUCAGGGUGGAAGUGCUGGUGGAAAUAAUACUGGAAAGACAUAUUCUUGUCUGGAAUGUGGAAAAACCUUCAGUGCACAUUACAAUUUAACAAGGCACGCCCCUGUGCACACGGGGGCUCGCCCCUUCGUCUGCAAAGUCUGCGGAAAGGGAUUCAGACAGGCUUCAACAUUGUGCAGGCACAAAAUCAUCCACACGUCGGAGAAGCCUCACGUUUGCAACGUUUGUGGAAAGGCUUUCAAUAGGUCUUCGACAUUGAACACACAUUCGAGAAUCCACGCCGGUUACAAACCAUUCACGUGCGAACAUUGCGGAAAAUCGUUCCACCAGAAAGGAAAUUAUAAAAAUCACAGGUUGACCCACAAUGGUGAAAAGGCCUACAAAUGUACAAUAUGCGGCAAAGCCUUCCACCAGGUCUACAACCUGACCUUCCACAUGCACACACACAACGACAGCAAACCCUUCACGUGCAGGGUCUGCGGAAAGGGCUUCUGCAGAAAUUUCGACCUGAAGAAACACACCAGGAAACUGCACGAGUCGGGGGCGCAGACCGAAUCGGAUUUUCUGGUCAUUGCUUCUUACAUUCCAAGGCCAAAAAUGUCCGAAGGAACAAGUUCCACUUUGGCAAUUAAAAGCGAACCAUUAGAGUAUGAAGAUGCGAAAGAGGAAUUAAAUGAUUAUGAAAGUUUGCCACAAAAUGAUGAAAGAUAUCUUCACCGAUUUUUAAAAUCAGAGGUUAUUAUAGAGGAGGAAAUAAAGAAGGAAACAACUGAUCAUCAAAAUGAAGUUUCUUAUCCAAAUGUGGAUAAAGAACCUGAUGUGGUAAAGAAGACAAUUCAAGAAUCAGAGAUCAAAAUAAAGCAAGAAACAAUUGAUGAUGAAUAUGAAAUUAUUGAACAAGAACCAGAAACCUCAGACAAAACACAUGAAAUUAUUUAUGAGUGUGCAACAUGCAAUAAAACACUAGCAUCAAAAAAAUCAUUAAGACAACAUGAAAUGAUCCAUACUGGAGAGCGCCGCCAUAAAUGUGAAAUAUGCAAUAAAGCAUUCUUGACGAAACAAAAAUUAAGGCAUCAUGAAGCGAUCCACACUGAAGAGCGCCCACAUGAAUGUACAAUAUGCAAUAAAACAUUCAAACUAAAACGAUCAUUAAAGGAACAUGAAAAGAUCCAUACUGGAGAGCGCCUUUAUGAAUGUGAAAUGUGCAAUAAAGCAUUUAGAACAAAACAAAAAUUAAACUUACAUAAAGUGAUCCACACUGGAGAGAGACCUUAUGAAUGCGAAAUUUGUAAUAAAACUUUUCCAUUGAAACAAUCAUUAAGUCAACACAAAUUGAUCCAUAAUGAAGAGCGCCGCUACAGUUGUGAAAUAUGUAAUAAAACAUUUGCAUUAAAGCAAUCAUUUAAAGUACAUGUUUUGACUCAUAGUGGAGAACGACUUCAUGAAUGUCAAAUAUGCAAUAAAAAGUUUACUCACAUAAACAAUUUGAGAACACAUUUAGUUGUGCAUACCACUGAACGUUCCUACUAUAAAUGUGAAACGUGCAAUAACACAUUCACAACAAAACAAACAUUAAAACGACAUGAACUUACCCAUGCUGGAGUGAAACCCUACAAAUGUGAAAUAUGCAAUAAAGAGUUUACUCAAUUGGGCAAUUUCAAAGUUCAUUUAACUGUGCACACGGGAGAGCGGUCCUAUAAAUGUGAAAUGUGCAAUAACACAUUUACAACAAAAAAAACAUUGCAGCAACAUGAAGAGACCCACGCUGGAGUUAAGGCCUACAAAUGUUUAAUAUGCGAUAAAGCAUACACAUCAAAACGGGCAUUAAAACUGCAUGAAUUGAUACACAGUGGAAAAUUGCCUCAUAAAUGUGAAACAUGCAAUAAAACAUUCACCACAAAAAAUAUUUUAAACCAACAUGAACUGCUCCACACUGGAGAGCGACCUUAUGAAUGUCAAAUAUGCAAUAAAGCAUUUGCAACAAAACAGUCAUUAAAUCGACAUAAAUUGAUCCACCCUGGGGAACAAAAUAUUGAAGAAAUGGAUUAUUGCAUACAACAAAGUCCAAAAAUGUCCGAAGGAACAAGUUCCACUUUGGAAAUUAAAAGUGAACCAUUAGAGUAUGCUGAUGUGAUAGAGGAAUUAGAUGAUUAUGAAAGUUUGCCACAGAAUGAUGAAAUAUAUGUACAGCGAUUUUUAAACUCUGAUGUUACUAUAAAGGAAGAAAUAAAGAAAGAAACCAUUGAUGAUCAAGAUGAAGAAAAAGAAACAAUUCUAGAAUCAGGGAUCAAAAUAAAGAAAGAAAUAAAGCAUGAAACGAUUGAUGAUCAAUAUGAAAUUAUCGAACAAGAACCAGAAACUUCAGACAGAACAACACAUGAAAUUAUUUAUAAAUGUGCAACAUGCAAUAAAACACUUGCAUCAAUAUAUUCAUUAAAACAACAUGAACUAACCCACACUGAAGAGCGCCCCCAUGAAUGUAUAAAUUGCAACAAAACAUUCAAAACAAAGCAGUCAUUAAAACAACAUGAAUUAAUUCACACUGAAGAGCGCCCCCACGAAUGUGCAAAUUGCACCAAAACAUUCAAAACAAAGCAGUCAUUAAGAGAGCAUGAAUUGAUCCAUACUGGAGAGCGCCCGCACGAAUGUGAAAUAUGCAAUAAAGCAUUUAUGACAAAACCAAAAUUAAACUUACAUAAAGUGACCCAUACUGGAGAGCGACCCUUUACAUGUGAAAUAUGCAAUGAAACAUUCACAACAAAAAAAUCAAUGAAACGACAUGAAUUAACCCAUAGUUUAGAGCGCCCCUAUAGUUGUGAAAUAUGCAAUAAGGCAUUUACAUUGAAACAAACAUUAAAACAACAUGAAUUAAGUCAUAGUGGAGAACGACCCCAUGAAUGUGAUCUAUGCAAUAAAAAGUUUACUCUAUUAAGCAAUUUGAAAGCACAUUUAACUCUGCACAGCGGAGAGCGAUCCUACUAUAACUGUGAUAUAUGCAAUAAAACAUUCGUGACAAAAUAUAAAUUAAAUGAACAUGAAUCGAUCCACACUGGAGAAAAACCUUAUAAGUGUGAAAUGUGCAAUAAAACAUUCAGAACAAAACAAUCAUUAAACUCACAUGAAUUGGUCCACACUGCAGAAAGACCUUAUAAAUGUGAACUAUGCGAUAAAGCAUACACAAAAAAACAAAAAUUAAACCAACAUGAAUUGACCCAUACUGGAGAGCGCCCCCAUGAAUGUGAUAUAUGCAAUAAAGCAUUCAUGACAAAAGGAAUGUUAAGGCAACAUGAAGUGAUCCACACUGGAGAAAGACCUUACAAAUGUGAAAUGUGCGAUAAAGCAUUCAGAACCAAACAAAAAUUAAACCAACAUGAAUUGACCCACACUGGUGAGCGCCCUCAUGAAUGUGCAAAAUGUAAUAAAACAUUCAAAUUAAUAACAUCAUUAAAACGACAUGAAAAGAUGCAUACAGAGGAGCGAUGCCAUAAAUGUGCAAAAUGCAAUAAAGCAUUCAGAACAAAACAAACAUUAAACCAGCAUGAAGAGAUCCACACUAAAGAGCGCCCCCAUGAAUGUGCAAUUUGCAAUAAAACAUUCAAAACAAAACGAACGUUAAAAGAGCAUGUAAAGCUGCAUAUUGGAGAGCGUCUUCAUGAAUGUGAAAUGUGCAAUAAAGCAUUCAAAACAAAACAAAAAUUAAACGUACAUAAAGUGAUCCACACUGGAGAGAGACCCUAUGAAUGUGAAAUUUGUAAUAGAGCAUUUCCAUUAAAACAAUCAUUAACACGACAUAAAUUGAUCCAUACUGGAGAACAAAAUAUUCAAGAAAUAGAUUCUGUAAACUUGGAUUCAUAAUUGGGGAUAGAACUUGUAGUGCAAGCGCAAUUACAUAUUCCAAUUAACUAAGGAUGACAUUUUUAUAUAAA